Messenger RNA from Bacillus rossius redtenbacheri, 1598 nucleotides. Its product is annotated as elastin-like. The record is from RefSeq and is a predicted model, not a curated record. NCBI's taxonomy places the organism in Eukaryota, Metazoa, Arthropoda, Insecta, Phasmatodea, Bacillidae. The transcript is spliced from 2 exons. Bases 40 to 546 code for a protein of 168 amino acids.
CGUCUUCCUCACGGCUCAGACGACAGCACUCAGCACGCCAUGUUUGCGAAGUUGUGCGUGGCGGUGCUGCUGGUGCUGGCGGCGGCGGCGGCAGUCCUCGCGUGCCACGUGCCCGGACACGUGCCCGGCACGUGCGCGUGCCGCCCGGGUGUCGGCUACGUCAGGAGCUUCCCUUCGCUGCCCUGGGGCGUGACCGGGCUGCCCUGGGCGCGUCGCUGCUUCUGGGGGGUCCCUAACAUCGGCUACCUGCCCGGGGUCCCUAACAUCGGCUACCUGCCAGGAGUCUCUAACAUCGGCUACCUGCCUGGGGUCUCUAACAUCGGCUACCUGCCCAACAUCGGCUACCUGCCGGGAGGUGCCAACAUCGGCCACCUGCCCGGGGUCUCCCACAUCGGCGCGGGCAGCCACCAGCACAGCGGCGGCGCCGGCACGGGCCACAGCCACGCCGGGGCCUCGGGCUGUGGCUGCGGCUGCGUGGACGCCGUGGCCGAGGGCUCCGGCAAGGACAGCAGCGCGCACGCCGGCCUCACGGGGAACUUCUACUGAACCUGAACGUGUACCUGUCGCGCGACAAGACUGCUGAUGGGAGACCGAGACAUUAACCCCCGCCGUUUAAUUUCACGGUCGAACUAAACAAAAAAUUAAUUUCAAAUACGCGCGCGUACCUCCUUGCGCUGAUUCUGCCAUUCGGCUCGCAAUUUCAUCUUCUGGGCGGUAUGCGGGCCAAUGAGAGACCGUCAACCAAAGAAGUAUCAAACUACUACCCGUUAAAUACAGCUCACAAACCAAGCAGCCAAUGAACACGUGGCAUUUUCCCGUGGAAGCUAGCCUGGACUACUCAUGACUAGGGCCAUGCAUUUAUCGCGAAUAAAUCUGAACGCCUAUUAGACUGCAACAAGUUUUACUCACACCAGCGGUUUCUUCCUUGUGAUUGGCGGACGUCUGCCAGGGAAGUCGUUGUCUUAUUUGACCGAGCCACUCAGGACGCGUUUGCUUCCGCACUGACUCACUGUGAUUGGUGUUGUAACAAUCGAUAUUGACCUGAAAGAAACUCACCCAAUCACGAGACACAGACGAUGCUACAGUGUUUUAACUUUCAGCUAGCCUCGGAAUAUUUUCGCGAAAUAUGCAUGCCCCUAAAUAAAUGAAUUUGUCAUUUCUUCGAGAGAGAGAAAAAAUGAGAACUCUACCCUUCUGGGAGUGGUUUCGAUGAUCUUGUGUAGUUGGUUUUAAAUACUGUGUUUGAUGUUUGUCAUUUUAUUCAAACCACAAUUUAUUCGGUUAAAUCGAAGAAACGUUUUUUUUUUUAAAACCAGUAAAUAUGUACGUUAUCAAUAAAUUUUUAUUUACAAUUGUUUGCCUGGAUAUGAAUAAUCGUACCAGUAUGUUUUAAAUGGUUCUACUGAUGUUUCGCAUGUAAAACAUCGGAUCUGCUAGUGUAAAUCCGAUGUAAAUAAGUUUUGAAAUUUGUAACCAUACUGUACCACUGUAUAAGGAAUUCUUAGCCCAGGAUUCUUCUCGUACCUGCCUACAUUUCAGGAUCUUACGUCGAAGCCCACAAACACAAAAAUAAAAAUAAUAAAAAAAUUAUUUCCUUA